Messenger RNA from Penicillium arizonense, 1461 nucleotides. Its product is annotated as fungal specific transcription factor domain-containing protein. The coding region runs from base 1 to 1461 and encodes 486 amino acids. Gene Ontology annotation, biological process: DNA-templated transcription. NCBI's taxonomy places the organism in Eukaryota, Fungi, Ascomycota, Eurotiomycetes, Eurotiales, Aspergillaceae. Gene Ontology annotation, molecular function: DNA binding; zinc ion binding. The record is from RefSeq and is a predicted model, not a curated record. The transcript has 3 exons.
AUGAACCAGAGGGCAGCUCGAUUGGAAGAGCGUAUCUCGUUCAUGGAAAAUAUCCUCAGCAAUAAACUUGCGGACAACUUCCUUGGCAAACCAAUCAAUACAUCAGUAGAAAGCGAUGCAGAUCCGAGCCAAAUGAAGGGGUUGUCAUCCAUCCAGCAGGGUUUCUUUACGCUUGCUGGCAAGGGAAGUUUAGCUUACGAUAAGUACGGAUGCUGCGAUUCGGACCCUACCACGAUCAUACCACAGGCGCGGAAAUUGGUACAGUCAGUUCUGGGCUAUUCAGUGAAUCUUCAAGGUCUUUUCCAACCUAGUCCUCCUUGGCAAUGUUACGAAUCAGAGCAUGUGCGUCAAGCCCUGCCGGUACCACGUUUGAUGAAACUCCCAGACAUCAGCAUUAUCAAUGACUGUGUGGCGGCAUACUUCAGCUCAUCUAUACGCUUUGUACUCCCAAUUAUAGAUCGGACUCUCUUCAAAAACACAAUCAACCUUGCCUACUCGGCGUCAUCGGCCGAUUAUCCAGGAACCUCAGCUGCUAGGGCAUGCAUUUGGGCGUUCCUAUCCUUGUGUUCGAUAUUGAACUUACCUGUGGUGCAUGUGCUACCCGUCGACGCUUUCACUCUUGCCACGGAAGUUGAAAAUUACAUGCCUCGUAUUCUCCAAGAGGACACGAUCGACGGGCUCCAAACACUUCUCAUGCUGCUAGUUUUUCAUUCUUCCUCCGGGAACUUGCGGAACGGACUCUUUCUGGACUCUCUCGUGGCCCGAUUAAUUUAUAGAUUUGGUGCUCACGUGAAGUCUCCGCCAGCAUCUGGUGAAUUCUUCCACGAGAAUGAUUUGUCCCCAGUGGGUUACCAUCUCCGCAAUCUGUUCUGGAUUGCUUACAUAAUCGACAAAGAGUUGUGCAUUCGGAUGGGUCAACCGGCCGCUAUUCAAGAUGAAGCCUGCGACCUCACCCUCCCACCAGGCUACGAAGGUCAGCUCGCGGCAUUAGGAUUGGCUAGCGAGUGUGAUCAGCUAGAACCAAGAGGCCACUUGUACCCGACUGAUCUCCGGUUAAUCAAGAUCAAGUCUCGUGUCUAUAGUGCAAUUUACGGGCCGGCAGCUCUGCACAAGCCGGACGCCGACCUCUUAAAGUCUAUUCGUGAACUUGACGAAGAGCUCGAGCAGUGGAGGCUGUCGAUACCUUUACAAUACCGACCCAGCCUUUCAAGGGCCCCACAGCAAAUGACCGAUGCCAGCCCUCAUAUAAGAAUGCAUACCGUCCUCCUCCAGGUCGGCUAUUAUCAUUGUGUGGCCAUUCUUCACCAAGCUUGUGGCCGAUCCAAGGCAUGGACUAGCGGUGAGACCAAUGGAGUCGAUGGGAUUGGAAUGAGCUUUAGACUCGCGGUGGAAUCGAGUCGAUCAUCUCUCUUAUUCCUCCGGAAAGUUCUGCCUACACUGCCGGAGGGAACUUUCUGGUAA